This is a messenger RNA of Sinocyclocheilus rhinocerous, 3818 nucleotides long. RefSeq names its product connector enhancer of kinase suppressor of ras 2-like. Gene Ontology annotation, cellular component: cytoplasm; membrane. Lineage: Eukaryota; Metazoa; Chordata; Actinopteri; Cypriniformes; Cyprinidae. The transcript has 23 exons. Gene Ontology annotation, biological process: regulation of signal transduction. Gene Ontology annotation, molecular function: protein binding. The record is from RefSeq and is a predicted model, not a curated record. The coding region runs from base 207 to 3293 and encodes 1028 amino acids.
CAGUCGCGCGCGUGAAUCUCUCACCGUCGCAGUCGUCCGCGAGGAUGUAUCCAACAACUAGGCUCCUGCCGUGCGCGCGCUGCCGUCAAUGUAACGGAAUCACAUGUGCCCCUGUGAUCUAACGGCGGCACUGUUCUGUUUCUCUGGGCUCGGAUGUUCCGCGCGCUCCAUACACAAUUCAACUGGGAAAUCAACGCACACCAGCCAUGGCGCUGGUCAUGGAACCCAUCAGCAAAUGGUCCCCAAAGCAGGUGCUGGACUGGAUGAAAGGGUUGGAUGACUGUUUGCUGCAGUAUAUGAGGACAUUUGAGAGAGAGCAGAUAACUGGAGAGCAGCUGCUUCACAUCACCCAUCAGGAGCUGGAAGAGCUUGGCGUGACCCGCAUCGGACACCAGGAGCUCAUUCUGGAGGCUGUGGACUUACUCUGCGCACUGAACUAUGGUCUAGAGACAGAGAAUUUGCGGACUUUGUCGCACAAGCUCAGUGCAUCCGCUAAGAAUCUGCAGAACUUCAUUACGGGCCGCCGCCGUGGGGGGCAUUAUGAUGGACGGGUGUCACGCCGCCUUCCGAACGACUUCCUGACUUCAGUCGUUGACCUCAUCGGAGCAGCAAAAAAUCUACUAGCCUGGCUGGACAGGUCUCCAUUUGUCAGUGUUUCUGAGUACUCAGUGCUGAAGAACAAUAUUGUUCAGCUCUGUCUAGAGCUAACCACCAUAGUACAGCAGGAUUGCACAGUGUAUGAAACUGAGAAUAAGAUUCUACAUGUGUGUAAGACUCUAUCAGGUAUCUGCGAGCACAUUAUUUCAUUGUCGUCCGAUUCGUUGGUGUCGCAGUCUGCCCACCUAGAGGUUGUCCAUCUGACGAACGUUAUGCCUAGCGAGGGCCUGGGCAUGUACAUCAAGUCCACAUAUGAUGGCCUUCAUGUGAUCACUGGAACCACAGAGAAUUCUCCUGCAGAUCAGUGUAAGAAGAUCCACGCCGGUGAUGAGGUCAUUCAGGUCAAUCACCAAACAGUGGUGGGCUGGCAGUUGAAGAAUUUGGUUAACUGUCUCCGUGAGGAUCCAAGUGGAGUCAUCCUCACGCUGAAGAAGAGGCCACAGAACACUCUGGGCUCCACCCCUGCACUGCUGAAGAACGCCCGCUGGAAACCACUUGCCCUGCAGCCGCUGUCCACCAGUCCAUGCAGUGGUUCUCCCACCCCACCCAGCACGCUCGGGUCAGUGGGCCUCUCACCUGGAGUCGACACACCUGGGGGACAUGAUGUUUUUAUUCUUUCCCCUGUCUACGGACACAGAGAGGAAGAUCUGGAUCGGGGUGGAUUUGGUGUGUUUGGCUCGGAUUCUCCGGGGUAUUAUGUAGAACAGGAGAUAAUGGGGGGUCAGUACUUCCCCCUCCUUGAAGAGGAUUCUGGGAGAAAUACCGGGCUGCGACGCAGAGACCGGACCCCAACUCACAAUGACAUCCGACAGGUUUCCAUGGGAACUGACUGGCUGGCAGAGCCUCAAGAAUCUGGAGUUUACAAAAGAGGUAGCAGAGAUUCGGAUUCCUCCCUCUUGCGGUUCCUCAGUGAUGACAGGAUUUUGUUGAUCCAGGAAGAGGCAGAGUUUUCCCAGCGUGACACGAGCAGGCGAUCCAGGAAGAAGAGCCGAAAUCCCAGCAGUCCCAGUUUUCCCAUUAGUCCCUCUAUGCUUGCCCCGCCUGUGCGUCUGGACACAGGUCCCCCCGAGGGGCUGCCUUUCCCCGUGCCCGACUCUAACACAAUGCCACACUACCAUAGAGCUGCAGACACACUUCGAGCAGAUGCUGAUAGAUAUGCCAGUUCAGGACUUGACCGACAAGCAGGGGCAUCAAUGAGGAAGUCUGUACAUUAUGCCUCUCUGAGGACCAAGCCCAAGAAAAAGAGCAAAGGGUCCCUCAGUAGUGCCAGCAGGAGGCGUAUUGCCUGCAAAGAUCUGGGUCAUGGUGACUGUGAAGGCUGGCUAUGGAAAAAGAAAGACGCCACUGGCUACUUCACGCAGAAAUGGAAAAAGUACUGGUUCGUUCUCAAAGACUCCAACCUGUACUGGUACACCAAUCAGAACGAUGAGAAAGCAGAGGGCUUCAUCAGUUUGCCAGAGUUUCGGAUAGACAGAGCGAUUGAAUGCAGGAGGAAACAUGCCUUCAAAGCAUGUCAUCCUAAAAUUAAGAGUUUCUUUUUUGCUACAGAUCAUUUAGAGGAGAUGAACAGGUGGAUGAAUCGUUUAGGCUUGGCUGCGAUUGGCUACACGCCUGAUGAUCCGGUACCACGUCCUGAUGAAGAUUACUGGAGUGAGAGUGACCAGGAUGAGGUUGAUGGGUCUAUGACACUCAAACAGGAAGCCACAUACCACCACAACCCCCCUGGAACUUCGUCCAGUCCAUUUCCUGAGCGCCAUUUUUCCAGUGGCUCCACAUUCUCGCAUUCUUCCGCUGAGGAGUCCCAUUCUUCCUGCAGAUCCUCCCACCGAGAACGCCGCUCAUGGCAGGACCUGAUUGAAACCCCCUUGACCAGCACAGGUCUACACUACCUGCAGACCGCAGAAGAGGAGGAGCCAGCACUGCUGCCACCUGAUCAUCAUCGACAGGCCACGCUCCCCGCCCAGCACCGGCGUCCUCUGGAACGUGACGGGCCGUUUCCGUUGACGGACAGCGAAGAGUCCCGGCCUCGCCAUCACACUCACAAGCAGCGUAGUCAGAGCCUCCCACGCCACCGCGACACACACGGACACUCGCACCGCAGCACUCGUACGCACACUCACACACACGGCACUCUGAGGCCAAGAACUCAUCUCCAUGAGGAGGAGGAAGAAGAGGAGGAAAAGCAGGUUCGGAAAUCUAGAAGCAGGAAACCUGAGAGCGAAGAGAAAGUGUAUGACAGCACGGAUGGCCUGCAGGAGCUGUACCAAUCGCUGGAGCAGGCCAGUCUCUCGGCUUUUGGCCAACAAAGGCCUUCCACCAAACAAGAGUUCAGACGCUCCUUCAACAAACGCAGCAAUGACCCCACCACAAAUGAACGACUGCACCGCAUACGGGUUCUCCGCUCCACGCUAAAGGCAAAGGAGGGCGACUUGGCAAUAAUCAGUCAUUUGCUGGACGACCCUUGUUUGACCUCAAGGAAGUUUCGUGAAUGGAAGCAACGUAACCACGAGCUCUUCCUGGAUAUCUGUGAGUUCAGCUCUGCUCCAUUGGAACUGCCCAGCGAGUCCAACGACCUUUCACCUCUCUCGCCAACGCUGAUGAUGCAUACUCACUCUUUCAUAGAAACACACGUGUGAAACACAGUCACGCACCCACACGACUAACAAACAGUCACAUGCUAAAAUACAGACAUAAAGGUAUAUGAAUAACAUGGAUUGCGCAUUUCAAACCCGCAUACACACACUUUGAAAAACACUGUGGAUCCAGACUGUCCUCACUUUUUCCUCGACGGAUGACCUGAUACUGCCCUCCUUCCGACCGUGAGUGACACCAGAUUGAACCAAUACACUGUAAGAUCAAUGUCAAAGAACUGACCCAGCCUCCAGAACUACUGCAGACAGACACGCAGGCACUGAAUCCGAAAGGUGAAUAAAACUGCUCGUCAUGGAAGCGAAAGUGUUACCUGCACAUGUACAGCUCACUGCAAACACUGUACAAUAUAUUUCAUCACAGCCACAUUUUGAGACGGAUGGAAGAAAGGCCCCGUGAGGUGCCCACUGCAUGCUUCAAGAAUCAUCUUUUCAGAUUAAUUGACUACCUGUUGAACAAAAUAGGACCGUAUAUAAAAAGGAAAUCUUUUAUUUUUCUCUAUGAUUGGAGUA